This is a messenger RNA of Symbiodinium sp. CCMP2592, 5394 nucleotides long. The record is from the annotation of a GenBank genome assembly. NCBI's taxonomy places the organism in Eukaryota, Dinophyceae, Suessiales, Symbiodiniaceae.
AUGGCGAAUUGUGCGAGAAAUGCGUUGAAGGCCGCUCGGCUGGAGCGGCGAAUGACCAGCAAUCGGUUGGACAAUAGCCGGUGGCCUCGCAGGAAGUUUGGCUAUGAUCUAGUCGAGGUCUUCGGCGGCAGCUCCAUGGUGUCGGUGCGGGCUGUGGCGCAUUGGGGUCUAAAGGUUUUGCAGCCAAUAGACCUACGGUACGGAGUGGACCUAAGGCGGCCCGCGGACCAGCAGUGGCUGCUCGACGUGCUGGGCAAGUUUAACCCGAGGCUCGUCGUGAUCGAGUUUCCGUGCACGCCCUGGUCAACCUUGCGCCACGAAGCCCAAACUCCGGACACGGUCGCGCAGCAACAGGACGACCAGAUUUACCUGCACCUUGCCAAGCGUGUCUUCGAGGAACAGAAGCGCAGGGGCGGCCACGCACUCGCAGAAGUACCAGGCGAUCUUUAUGGGUUACCUGAACUACAAGUACUGCGGGAGCACCACUACGAGACUGCGGCCGACCUCUGCACGUUCAACUUUGUGGCGCGGCAGGCUAGCAUUGGCAAGCGGACGGUGCGAUUCCUUGCGACGCAUCCUCUCUUGGUCCAAGGGCUGGCAGCCCGGUGCUGUGAAGAUACCGAAGACCACGCGGCAAACCACGGCGGACCGAUCUACCCGCCAGCUUUGGGGGACGCGAUCUGCCGGGCCUACCUGGACGUUGUUGCGGCCGAAGACUUCGGUUCUACUGCGACUUGGGCACCGACAACCAGGCGAGCCGUGUGCUACGUGGACGCAGUCCGCAGGGAAGAUGAUUGGAGGCCGUUGUUGGAACAGGCCCAGGAGCUGCUGGGCCGAAAGACGGCUCAUUCUCUUCAGGUCCACCCCGGCACGGACUUGUACAAGAAGGUCGAGGCCUUGGUUCCCUGGCAGUUGGCGUCAGUUCAAGUGGCCCACCUUCCGAAGGCCAAGCGUGUGAAGGCAGGCCUAGAGGAGUGCCACAGGGCUUCGGUGCUGCUGCUCAACGACGACAGCGUCACCAUCGAGACCGAGUACCUUCGGGACGCCCAGGCACCUCGAGAACGGUUUGUUACACCCGUCCGUGUCGGCAUCUUCGUGUUGGGCUACGCGCCGGGAGAGCCUGAUGCACCCGCUCCGGCGAGACCAGCUGCAGUACAGCCCGCUCCCGAAGACGUCCCCGUUCGAGACGAGAUACAAGAAGGACUCGAGCACGAAGGUCUGGUGCGGCAGGACCUCGCUGGGGAAUGUUGGUUCUCAGGCGGGCCUCUGAAGCCGAACGAGAAGAACCUUGCCAAGGCGUUAGUCCGAAUGCACCGUAAUCUCGGGCACCCUCGGCAAGAAGAUUUCACCAGAGCCCUGGCGCAGAACCAGAAAGUCGCCCCGGAAGCCGUGGCGCUGAGCAGGCGAUUGAGAUGUGCCACAUGUGAGCGGACCCGGCGACCUUUGCCUCCGAGACCUACUUCCCUGAAGGCGACCGGGCCCUUUAACUCACGGGUGUGCCUCGACUUCGUUCACCUUCACGACCACAACAAGGAAGGCCACCUCUUCUUGCACAUCCUCGAGCCCAACGGGUCCUACAACGUGUUCCACCCUGUUGAGUCGCGAGUGCCGGCACACGUGUUCGAGGUUUUCACUACGGUGUGGGCGACGUGGGCCGGAUACCCGGACGUGCUUGUGGUGGACCAGGACGGCGCCUUCGAGAGCGAUUUCGCGGACAAGAUCAGUGGCCUGGGCUCCGCGAUCGAGCCCAUUGCAGCGCAGAGCCACUGGCAGGCAGGACAAGUGGAGUCCUACAACCGGGCCUUCCGGUACGCGGCUGCGAAGGCCAUUGACGAGCACUCCCUGGCCGGCGCAGCAGACAUGAAGAUGUUGGGCGCGAUGGUGGGCGCCGCUAUGAACGACAAGGUCAGGACCUGCGGCUGCUCACCAAAUGAGUGGCUUUUCGGCAAAAGUCCAAAGACUCCCUGGGACUUGCUGAGUCCUGACGGGAAAGUGCAGGCGCUUCAAGGCCUGGAACAGGACGCCGAAUUACGCCGGCGGCAACAUGUCAGGGCCACUGCGGACGUGAAAGUGGCCGAGUUUGCCGUGAACGACUCACUUCGUCAAGCAGUGCUCCGCUUGGACAGGCCUAGCCGUAAAACCUACGAGCCGGGUGAGCUGGUGGCUUUUUGGAGAGAGGCCAAGAUGAAGAAAGACCCAAAGUCUCGCAAACCUCGCAGGGUUCCUGCAGGCUGGUACCGAGGCACCAUCAUCGGACCGCACAAGGGGAGCCACGAGCAGUCGAACUACUGGGUGACCUCAGGUGGAAGAUGCCUCUUGGUGUCCAAGGAGCAGCUUCGACCAGCUUACGGAACGGAGCUGUGGCGAGUUCAAGAAGCAGACCUGCAGGCGGCGCUAGAUGCACCUCCCGGGACCUACGAGGACAUUAGAGGUCAAGGGCCACAGGAAGCUGUGGCACACGACCCCGGAGAGAUCAUCCCUUUCUUCGGAGGCCUCGACGAAGAGCUCGACUUCAGCGAUGCCGGAACACUGCCACCCACGCCGGGACUCCUACCCGCGACUCCUCGUGGACCUCGAUUACCCGAUCAAGCGCUACCACCAGGAGACGCACACGGAGAACGUGAACGUUCGCCGCGACGAGCAGAACCAGGACCUUCGGCGUCGGCGGCACCCUCGGUGGGAACAGACAACACGCAGCCCUCGCCAACCAUGAGGAGCUACGCUGCUCCGCACCCAGAGGAGCCCGAACCGAAACGGCUCAGGAUAGAGGACGAGGAACUGGAGCCCACCGAAGAAGCGCACGUUCACCUUUGCAACCUCUACGUGCCGGCGUCGAUGGAAGAGCUCUACGCGAAGCCGAGCGCGGAGUUUGCGGACGAAGUGCUGGCUCCGACUGUUCAGCGGGACUGUUGGGCAACGCGCAAGGAGCAGAAGGCGCUGGAGAAGGAGAUCCCCUACUCUAUGAUCCCCGAGCACCAGUUGCAAGACUACCACGAGGCGCUCGUGAAGGAGUGGGGAGUGUGGACCAAGUACGACGCGGUGGAACCGCUCGCACUGGAGGCCAGCGCUGCGGUGGAGGCGAGCUUCGACCGAGCUCGUAUCCUGGAUACGCGAGUGUGCUACAGGAACAAGAACGCAGCCUUUCCCUGGUUGCCACUGAAGGCGAAGGCACGGCUGGUGUGCCGCGGGGACAAAGACCCGGAUUUGCUGACGCUGCGGCGAGAUGCGCCGACCAUGACGCGGAUGGGCCUGAUGGUCAUCUUGCAGAUAGCAGCAUCGAUGCCGACCUGGUUCCUGUUCAACUCCGACGUGACGGGCGCUUUUCUCCAAGGGGACCAGUCCCUGGCAAGCCGGAAAGAACCACUGUUUCUUCGGCAGCCACGAGAAGGACUUCCGGGACUAGUGGCAGGACAGCUGCUACUGGUGGUCCGUGGAAUAUUCGGACUGGCGAACUCCCCGAGACUGUUUUGGCGGCACCUGCGGGACACCUUGAAGAAGAUCGGCUUCAUCCAGUCGACGCUGGACAAGGCGCUCUUCAUGUACUACCAGGCGGGCCGCUUGAUUCUGGUCCUCGGAGCGCACGUCGACGAUUUGCUGGGAACCGGCGAGCCAGGCACAGCAGACCCGAUCUUGGACCGCGUGCGCAAGGCCUUCGACUUCGGAUCCUGGGCGGACUCGAGGCAAGAACGCGUGCUCGAGUACGGAGGGAAGCAAGUGACCAAACGAGAGGACGGCGUCGUGACCUUGUCGCAGGAGAAGUUCAUCCAGGCGAUUUCCGUCUACACGGUUCCGCGCUGGAGGACGGUCACCCCGCUGUCUCCUUUAACUCCCUCCGAAGUGACCGAGCUGAAGUCCGGCGGAGGGUGCCUACACUGGCUGAUCGGACAGACCCGGCCGGACCUGGCGGCAGCAACAUCGUUGAAUAUGUCCGGGCAGCCGACCGUGACCAAUUUGGUCGAAAUCAACAAGCUGCUCCGCGAGGCCCAGAAGACGCAGGACUGGCAGUUGACCUUUGUGCCGGUUCCACUGGAGAAGGCGAAGAUCAUCGCCUUUAGUGACGCCUCGUGGGCAAACGCAGAAGGCCUCAAGUCACAGGCCGGCUUCUUGACCUUCAUCGCCGGGCCGGAUGUGAUGACUGUGCAAGGUGACCAGGCCUCCUUGAUGGAUUGGCGCAGUCACCGCAUACAGCGUCAAUGCCGGAGCACCCUCGCUGCUGAGACGAUGGCCAUGGAUACUGCCUUCGACAGCGGCAUCUUCUUGAGAGAGCUCAUGGCAGAGAUUCUGAUCGAGAGCUAUAAGCCAGUGCAGUCGGGUUCCUUGCCUCCUGAGAUUUUCACUGUGCACCCCGUUACCGACUGCCGUUCGCUUUACGACCUUCUCACGAAGGAUGGGCCGGUGAGCAGCACGCAAGAGAAGCGGCUCACCAUCGAUGUCGGCGCUAUCAAAGAGGGCGCAGAAGAGUUUGAUCCUGAGGGUGAAGCCCUAAAGGAAAUUUUCAAGUGGGCCGAUACCGACCAUCAGUUAGCUGAUCACCUGACGAAAGCUAAGCAGACGAAAUGGCCUUCCACCUUCGACUUCUCCCCUUCGUACUUGCACGUCGAGGAGCUCUGGCAGGCCAAUGCGGCGGUGGAAUAUGUCAAUGCCGACGGGGAUCAGAUCAGCCUUGCCCCCGCCGAUGAACCUGGGAGGUUACUUCUCGAGCUGAAUGGCGUCUCCAAGGGGGAGGUCACCCAGUUGAGUUACGACCCGUCGAGUGGGGCGCUGCUGCAGCAGGAGAACCUGCCCUUGGCGUCGUCGAUGGAAAGCAGAAGUGUGGUUCCGCUGAAGGAUCGGGAUCGAGUUCUGUACCUGCUCUCCUGGCUCGCGCAGCGCUGUGAGGUUCCCGGGCUACCUCCUGCAACGGAGGAGCCAGUGGCUUAUGCCUUGCUGGUGCUGGAGAAGCCGGUGAUGUGCCCCAUGGGGAGCCUCGUGAUCGGUUCCAAGCUAGACUUCGACAUCCACAGUCCCAACUGCCGCAUGGCCUUCUUCGGCAAGGUUUUGAGCAUCGUAGACCCCAAGGAUCUGAAGUCGGUUCGAAUGGUGAAGAUGAAGCAGAAGGUUGGUGUGAUGGACCGCGUGGACAAGCAGGAGCCUUCUCUGGUCAUCUGCAAGGACAUGUUCAAGGCUGACUCUGACAUCCAGAGCUUUACCGGCCUGAAGGUGAUCCACGAACAGUCCGGUGCGGAAGGCGUGCUGGAAGGGAGCUUUGGACAAGAUGGUCGCAUCAAGGUCCGCUUCAAGGAGGAGAUUACGUCUCUCAAGCUGGAUGCAAAGGGCAACGUCAAAGGUACCGAGCGAAUCUCGCUCUUCUUCAAGAAGUUCGACUUCGAGAAAUCUGAUGCCAUCAUCCAGUAA